AUGGCCCGACUAAACGAACCUCCCGUAUCCGCAGAUAGCAUCGACACGCUGCGUAGGAAGCUGCUGCGACAAAACCGUGACCUUGCCAAGGCCAACGCCAUUCAUUUGGCCCGCAUCAAAAACCUCGAAGCCGACUAUUCUCGAUGCUUAUCAGAUAAUAUCGAACUGAAUGGCCGCAUCAUCGGGCUAGAGAAGGAGCUCGAGAACAGCAAUGCCCGGAGAAUAGCAGAUCAUGCCCUGGACAUCAGAUCUAGGCUCGAAACGCAGCUGAUGGACUGCAUGUCACUUAUUGCAAGCCUCGGUCAGGAGCCUCCCACGAAACGACACGCGAGUCCCCGAGGGCGGAGGAUCUCGAGGGCCAGUCUGUCGCAUCGCAGCCCGCCCCAGAGGCGCCCGCCAAGGGAGCCGACCAAGGACACCGAGGCCCGAGCGCUGCAAGAGGGCCGUCUGCCUCCCAUCGCAGAGAACAAGUCAUACCCCAGAGCAACGCUUGAUCGCGAGCAGAUCCUAGCCCUGUGCUCAGAGGCCGCAGAUAUCACAGAUACCACCGACACCACCGACUCCCCAGAACUUGGGCCACCACCGUUGUCGCGGUUUGUCGAUACGGAUUCCGUCAAUAUCGGAUCUCCCCACCGGCCCUUGGACGCCGCAGGACCAGAGACUUCACACAGCUCGCCGAUGCUGUCACCCUCGCCAGCGCCCGCACCACAGCCGGCCGUUGCACCCAAGACAACGAAUAAGUCCGACAAGGCCGUCAUUGUUCGACCUGAUUCCAUCCCCACGAGCGAAAAGGUUCAAACCGAUACCAAGCGUCCACCCGCAGAAGAUCACAGCUUGCCCCCUGUAAUGCCGCAGACCACCGUCAAGGUCGGCUCGAAGCGAAAGUACAGUAUAAGCGAUGACACGAUCAAGAACAGCAAGCCGGUCGCCGGACUGCCGAAACCCAAAGAGCCUGAAGGACGUCCCGACGCUGCGCGCGAACAGCCCAGCGGGCAGACCUUGAAGGAACUGGCCAACAGGCGCCGUGAAGCCAGGGAGCGCAUGUCGGCGCCACUGAACCCGAGGAAGCCGUUGUCGGCCAAGAGCACAAACGACGACCUGACCUCGCCCGUGAAGAGUGCCAAGGCCGGGGCAGACAAUGGAAAGGCACCUGAGAAGCCCAAGCCGCGGGCAGCAAGGGAGCGGGCGGCCCAGAAGAUCAAAGAGGAAGCCGAGCCCGAGUCGCCCGUGGAGGUGCCUGCUGCUUCACCACCGCCACCUGCACCCGUUACCGAGGUUUUCCCAAGCACGGAGACUGUCCCUACGGAAGCUGCUUUGCUGUCUCCAGCAUCACCUGAGCCCACGUCCAGAAUGAGCCUGUCCAGUGUGCGCGAUACGCCGCCGCCCACAGACAUCUCAUCUCGCGGCGAGACAUCCCGGCCGAGCAGGAGGGCAAGAGCUGCUGUCAGCUACGCAGAGCCUAAUCUGCGGGACAAAAUGCGUCGUCCCACGAAGGAGCUGUAUGACGCCGUUACCGGCCAGACCAGAUACCUCCAGCGGAGUGGGAGCGCCAACGCGGAGCAGCUCUUUAGCGAGGGGGUUGUCGUGGUCAAGCGCGAGUCUAGCGAAGAGAGCACCUGGAAACAGAUUUCGGCAGCCAUGUCUCCCUCGCAGGAUGCCGCGCGAAGAGAAAAGAGCCCCAAUAGCCCAGCCAACAAAGCAAAGCCAGCGGAGCCGAUGCUUACUGUGGUGAAGCCUCUGCGCAAGAAACGCUCGUCUUCGAUGAUGUCGGGAUCUAUCAGCGAGAGUGAAGGACAGAGGCCGUCCCAACAACCCCCCAGCGGCGCUUCCGUCUCCGGCAAGAUCAUCGACAGUCAGCCCACUCCGUCGCCCGAGCGGCAAGUGGAUCCUUACGAGUUCAGGACCUCGAUCACAGCCAGCGACGAUUCCUGGGCUGAGUCCAAGGAGGACGUCGCCCCGGCGCGCCAGUCGAAGUCCUCGCGACGCCUCUCGUCUGUCGUGAGGGAGGACUUCAAGGUCGAUAGCACGGACGGGGCCGAACGAGCAAAAGCCGGCGGGCCCAAAAAGAGAGCAUCGAUGGUACUACCGAAGAGGAGCCACUUGGAAGCCGAAAGCCUCGAAGAUAGUAGCUUUGAGAGCGUGGAGAGCGGGGACUUCCCGGACACGAGGUCAAAAUCCUCGAUGAGAAGACGGAGCAUGAUGUUGUAA
This is a messenger RNA of Colletotrichum graminicola M1.001, 2208 nucleotides long. RefSeq names its product shugoshin. Gene Ontology annotation, biological process: meiotic chromosome segregation. NCBI's taxonomy places the organism in Eukaryota, Fungi, Ascomycota, Sordariomycetes, Glomerellales, Glomerellaceae. The record is from RefSeq and is a predicted model, not a curated record. The coding region runs from base 1 to 2208 and encodes 735 amino acids. Gene Ontology annotation, cellular component: nucleus; chromosome, centromeric region. The transcript is spliced from 3 exons.